AUGACUUCGACGAUCGGAAUUCCGAUCAAGCUUCUCAAUGAAGCCACAGGACAUCAAGUCACGGUUGAGAUCGAUUCUGGCCAGACAUACCGCGGAAAACUCAUCGAAGCCGAGGACAACAUGAACGUCCAGCUCGAGAAUAUCAAUGUCACUCAACGCGACGGUCGAGUCACACAUCUGGACCGCGUCUACAUUCGGGGUUCCCACGUGCGGCUAUUCAUCGUGCCAGACAUGCUGAGAAACGCGCCCAUGUUCAGAUCGCGGAACGCACGUGGCCGAGGAGUAGGAUUGGCGAGAGGAAGGGCUACAGUGAACCGUGCCCGCGGCUCAGGUCGUGGCGGCAGA
Molecule: messenger RNA, 345 nt
Organism: Sphaerulina musiva SO2202
Lineage: Eukaryota; Fungi; Ascomycota; Dothideomycetes; Mycosphaerellales; Mycosphaerellaceae
Product: Sm-like ribonucleo protein
Exons: 4
Biological process (GO): RNA processing; spliceosomal snRNP assembly
Cellular component (GO): U5 snRNP; U4 snRNP; spliceosomal tri-snRNP complex
Molecular function (GO): RNA binding
Source: RefSeq, a predicted model, not a curated record